Molecule: messenger RNA, 4983 nt
Organism: Colletotrichum gloeosporioides
Lineage: Eukaryota; Fungi; Ascomycota; Sordariomycetes; Glomerellales; Glomerellaceae
Product: Advillin
Exons: 3
Coding region: 1-4983 (1660 amino acids)
Biological process (GO): barbed-end actin filament capping; actin filament severing
Molecular function (GO): phosphatidylinositol-4,5-bisphosphate binding; actin filament binding
Source: RefSeq, a predicted model, not a curated record
AUGUCGGAACAAGUCAUGGACGACGUCUCCAAGUUUUUGCAGGAUGUCAAGGAGAUGAAUGCCCGCCGCACCGAGGAGGACGACGCCCGUCAGCGCGAAUUGGACGAGAAGAUCCAGCAGGAGAAGAGGGAACGCCAGGCUCGUCGUGCCGAACGCGCCCGAUCCAUUUCCCCUCAGAAGUCAUCCCCGGCCAAUACCCCACCACCCUCGUCUCAACGCAACACCACGCAGCUUUCCGAUGAUCUGAGGCUGUCUUCACCUGGCCUCGAACAGACCGGAAGCCCUCGAUCUCGUGGUAUCACGGCCUCUGACACCAUGGAGAGCUUCUCCUCCACCUCCCCCACCAAGGAGAACGAUUCACCCUUCGAUGCUGAUACCAAGCGAACGAGCGUCACCUCUCCUACCGGCAGCGUACAAGGAGCGCGACCGCUCUCCUGGCAGAGGCGUCCCAACUCGCAACACUCCGACCGAUCCAAGAGCCGUCCCCUCUCCGUCGUCGCCGCCGAGAACGCUGCGAGGACCUCGCCAAACCCGCCUUCUGACCCCGCCUCCGCAACCGAGCAGUCCUUCUCCAAGGACCAGAUCGCCCAGGCAUUGGGAUCCAAGGACCCCUCCUGGUUCCGCCAGACGGCCGACAGAGCUAGCGUUGCCUCCGCCGCCAGCCGCAAGAGCCAAGUGGAAGACACAGAUACAACCGACAUGUCGGCCAUGCGCCAGCAGCUCCCAGGCAUGAGCCGCAGCUCAUCCACCGAUCUCGCUCCAGAAAGUUCGAGUCCUACGAAAGGCCUGGCAUCUCCGCUGUCAUUAAGCUCCGCGCAAAGACUCGAUCCCCCUGCCGAGAUCUCUCCCGAAAAUGACAAGCGAGCGUCAGCCCUGUCGUCAGGAUCAGGACGCGCAUCGCCUACAAGACCUGUCUCGCCGACGAAGGGCAUGGGCGGCUUUGUGCAGAGUGCCAUGAUGAAGAGGUCAGACAGUGUAAAGAGAUGGAGUGUCACGUCUCCUACUGGGCUCGUCCGUGCCGACUCCGCCGCUUCAAGCCGGACUGGUGAGUCUCGAUCACGGCCGCAAAGUAUGGUCAUUCGCGAUGGAGCGUCCACUCCUACGAGCACAAGCAGAGCUCGUUCCCGUUCUCGCCCUGCGUCUCGCCACGCCUCUCGUCCUGCUUCACGCCAUGGUCCUACAGCAGAAGAAAAUGACCUGGAAACCACCCCCAAGGCACCUGUCGCCGAUCCCACUCCGGAUCCGAAGCCGACCGAAGACGACGAGGACAAGGUGACACCACCGUCAAGUCCGUCCAAGACCAUGGAUUCCAGGAGAUGGAGCCCGACCAAAGCUAGCUGGCUGGAGACAGCACUGAACAAGCCAGAGUCGCCGAAGCCGAAGCCGCCGCCCACAACGAAUCAACCGGCGUGGAUGGUCGAGCUGAACAAAGCAAAGGCGCAAAAGGCUGCCAGUGGGAGUGUUGAUCUUGGGCGAGCCGGAUCCGUCUCCUCCCAAAAGCACGAGGUCAAUAUUGGCGGGCUCAUGCGGUCGUCACCCAUGGGCGGUCAUACCUCCAAGCCCUCUGUCAGUGGGCUGAAGGGCAUCUUUACUCCACCAACUGAGACAUCACAUAGAUCAAGCGGCAGCAUCAGUGGAAGCAGCUUCCGCAAUAGUCAAAUCAAGAGCCCGAUCAAUGACGCCAAACCUGAGGGAGAAAUUGGAGAUAUCCCGAAACGAUCGUCAGUCAGUGACGGCCCUGCUGCUGCAAAGGUCAAGCCCGAGACCCCACCAAAGAAGGAUUUCCGUGCCGGCCUCAAGUCUCGGAACCCCUCUGGCGAUGCAGGGUCAUCCAAGGAACAGCCUAACGAACUAGCAAACGUCUUUGGUAAUCUGCGUCGAACCAAGACUCAAAACUACGUUGCCCCAGAUGAGCUCAAGGGUAACAUCCUUCGCGGAAAAGCAGGUCUCAACAUUACCGGUGGCCCCAAGCCCAGCGAGCGCAAGGACGAGUUCAAGGAUGCAAUCCUGAAGAAGAAGGAAGAUUUCAAGGCUGCCCAAGAACAAGGCAGAGGCAUCGCUCGCAGUAAAUCCAACGCGGCCGAUAGACCGGUGCCUGAGGCCUUGCUGAAGAAGGCUGAAUUUAGCAAAUCUCUUUCCUCCAGGCCAGACAUGUCAGACUACACGAUGGAACAUCGCAAAUCUGUCAGCGGGCGGCCUCAGUCCAUGUCGAGAGACGAGCCAAAGGAUGACUCCGCGGCGCCCUCGCCGUCAUUCAAGUCUCCGGCGGAAUCGAUCAAGUCUCCCACCGGCUCGGUCACCUCUCCGGGUAUUCAGAAGGAGACCAGUCCCCCAGCCCGCCUGCAAGGCCGCGCUGCGGCUGGUGGGCUUGCAAACCGUUUCAACCCUGCGCUUGCCGGGCUUCUGGCUCGCGGUCCGCUACCCAUGGCCGGAGGGAAAGACUCUGAAAAGUCGGAGGGUUCCGGCGCCUCGGCUUCUUCAGAGCCCACGACACCGGGCCCGCAGCUGACGCACAUGACCAAGGGCCGUGCUCGUGGUCCGAGGAGAAAGGCUCCUACAAAGGCUGCAGCUCCUGUGGAGUCUCAGUCAAGCCCGGCGCCCGCUUCGCCGGUCAAGGAUGAGGAGCCGGUCGUGAUGGAGGAGCCCAAGAAGAGCCCGGUGAAGGAAGCGCCUCCUUCAAUCCAUGCCCAAGUCGCUGCCCAAGCGGCUUUGAAGAGCCGGCCGGCUCCUCUCAAGUCGUUCGAGAAACCCGUCGAAGAACCUGAAAAGCCUGCCGAGAAGUCUGCGGAGAAGCCAGUCUUCAGCCCCAAAGAUGCUGAACCGGUGCCGACCCGCAGGUCAAGGUCCCCCACCAUGAAGCUUCAGUCUUCCCCCAUCAAGCUUCAGGAGGAAAAGCCGGUUGAGCCUACCGCCCAGCCCACGUCACCUAAGAAGCUGGAUAUGAAGAGGAUGUCGAUAUUCUUGGAUGACACCACCCAGGCUAGCCCCAAGCCUGAGAGCCCCAAGAGGGCCGAGAGUCCAAAGAGGGCCGAAAGUCCAAAGAGGGCCGAGAGUCCAAAGACGGCCGAAAGUCCUAAGAGGGAAAAGCCGAGAAAGGAGAGCCCCAAGCCCGAUAGUCCUGUGAGGGAGAUCCCCCAACCGAGCAGCCCUAAGAAGGAGAGUCCCGUUUCUACGCCGAGGUUCGAGCCCAAGCCGGUCUUCGAGAAGCCUCUUAGCCCUACACCGCAGAAGGUUGAGGAAGCUUCCCCUGUCAAGACUUCUGGACGGCCUCUACCAGAGCCCAGGCCCAGUUCUCCGCGCAAGUCGUUUGCGGAACCCCGCGAGGAGCCCGCGCAGCCCACUCCGAUCAAGACGUUCGGGGCGCGGCCGUUGCCUGAACCCACCUCCAGGUCGCCAGUUCGAUCUCCCAUCAGAUCCCCGCCUCCGAAUGACUACAGCCCUCACGUGGCGCCUCUCCGCCUCUCGCGGCCUAGCUCACCUCUAAAGAUGGCACCGAACGACAAGGUCGACAGCGAGCCAGUCGUGUCUGUCAAGAACGCCACAGCCAUGUUUGGAGGAUCCGUGGCACAGUCACCGCCGCUCGUGAAGUCGCCUCCUCCCAUGAGAUCACCUGUGAGGUCGCCACUGAACUCGCCUCCCGUUGAGAACAUCUCCCGCUUUGACAACCCCGCGCCUCCUGUGGAGAGAACCAGCACCCCGAAGGCCGCUGCCAGGCCACUGCCGCUUCCCCCGAAGCCAUCUUCCCCUACGCCCGUAACAUCGCCGAUGCGAUCUCCGACCAAGCAGGGACCGGAUGUGUCGACCAUGCUGGAUGACUUUUUCGGCACACCGAGACCGCAGAGAGAGUUCCGGGUUGAUACUGCGGAAAUUCUCAUGAAUAAGCCCCAGGCUCGCAACAUCCAGGGCCAGGGCGGUCGGCUAUUCCAAAUCACUGGCGAUGGCAAGAAGAUCCCCGUGCCGGCGCAUAACGAGCGCAUCCUGUUUGAGCGGGAAAUGUACAUCUGCGCCUUUACCUUCACAAACGAAACCGGCAGAAAGGCAACGGAGGUGUACUUCUGGGCGGGCGACGAGGUGCCCGACGCCACUGCCGAAGAUGCCUCUCUGUUUGUGAACCGGGAAGCCAGGUCUCUCGGCGGAAAGGUUGUGAGGAUGCGCCAGGGCAGAGAAACCCCUGAAUUCAUCCUGGCACUUGGCGGCAUGAUUAUCAUUCGCCGGGGCACCAGCACCAAGUACGACUCUCUGGCGCCUAGCAUGCUCUGCGGCCGUCGUACCCUCGGACAACACACCUUUGUGUUUGAUGAGGUCGACUUGUCCUCGGCGAGCCUCUGCUCAGGAUUCCCCUUCCUGAUCGCAACCUCAGGAAAGUGCUACCUGUGGAAGGGCAAGGGUAGUGAUGUGGACGAGCAGAGCUGCGCGCGUCUCAUAGGUAUGGACUUGACUUUGACGGGCGAGCUCCUGGAGAUCGACGACGGCAGUGAGCCGGACAGCUUCUGGGGCAUUUUCGACGGCGGCUCAAAGGCUACGUCCGCGGACCAUUGGCGCUUGAAGCCGAGCUACGACAAGUACUGUCAGCGCCUGUUCCGGUCUAACGCGGCUUCAAAGCAGCAGGUCGUUGAAAUCGCCCCGUUCACUCAAGCAGAUCUGGACCCCUCGGGAAUCUACGUCCUGGACGCCUUCUUUGAGAUGUACAUCAUUGUUGGCAAGUUCGCCCAGAGUCAGUACAGCUCGUUCCGCAUCGCCCUCGACUUCGCACAGGAGUAUGCCAUCUUGGCCAGCGGCAUGGAAGACCGCCCCUUCAUUCCCAUCUCCACGGUCGUCCUCGAGGGUAUCCCCAAGGACCUCAAGAGCGUCUUCCGCAAGUGGCGGGACGAGGCCAGCCCGACCAUCAUGCCCGUGAGGAGCGGAAGCUCAAGUCCCUUGAAGCGUGGGAGGAGUCUGCGCGUGGUGCCCCUGACCCAGGCACUCCAGGCGCUUAGUGAGUAA